This is a messenger RNA of Labeo rohita (rohu), 2787 nucleotides long. RefSeq names its product TRPM8 channel-associated factor homolog. NCBI's taxonomy places the organism in Eukaryota, Metazoa, Chordata, Actinopteri, Cypriniformes, Cyprinidae. The record is from RefSeq and is a predicted model, not a curated record.
GGUAUCAUUUUGCUUUACAAGCUCUGGUUGAACAUUGAGUGCUCAUACUCUGUAAAAUUGACAUACGUUGAAAGUGACGUUUUGAAUUGACUCGCGAAACAGAACAAAUCCACCAUGGCACGCGAACAAGACUACCACACUAUCAUGUAUGGGCUGGAGGAGCUUGAUUUGCAAAUGAGCUCAGUGCCCAGUGAUCUUGUACUGAUAGGUGAACAUGCUUUUCCACUUGUCAUGAAUCCAAAAGGGCAGGUGCUGAUGGCUGCAUCUUAUUACGGUAAAGGAUGUGUGGUGGUGUUGGGACAUGAGCAAUACCUAACACGCUUUCCCGGCUUUAUAAAGAAUGCCCUAAAGUGGCUCAUGCCAAGUACUGGUGAUGCUGGCAUUGUAGGAAUUCAGAAGAGUGGAUUAGCUGUUUAUAUCACAGAUGCUUACAGUGUUGAGACUUGUGCAAAGGAUCUGAUUGCUUUCAUCAAAGCUGGUGGUGGCUUGAUCAUGGCUGGCCAGGCCUGGCUUUGGGCUGGAACCCACCCACAAGAAAACACUCUAAAGAACUUCCCAGGAAACAAGGUGUGCAGUGUUGCAGGAAUUUACUUCUCGAAACGCUAUGGAAAAGUUGGCAUUUUUCCUGUUCCAAAACAAAUCCCUUAUAGUUGGCUUGCUUUAUCUGUAGGCAAUGACUUUAAGGAUGACCUACAGAUCCUGCUAGAAGGUGUGUCCGAGUUUGAUGUCCAAGGUAAGGAUAUAGCGUCUGAGGUGAUGGUGCAUGGACCAUUAGCAUUUCCCAUUGCAGUCACUCCAGCUGUAAAAACAUUCAUUGCUGGUGCCUAUUAUGGGCAAGGUCGAGUUAUUCUGUUAUCACAUGAAUGCUACAUGGAGCGGGACUCUCUGUCCACUUUCCUGAUCAACGCUAUCAAGUGGCUUGACGAAGAUCGCAAGGGUGUUAUUGGGAUACUACCCAGCCGAAAGAGAGCCCACAGGGUACUGAGCAAAUCUGGUUUAGAUUGCCAGUUGACUGGUUUGAGAAAAGAUUUAAGCGUCUACGUUUGCACUUCAUACAGUGAUGCCCAAUGUGCAGAGAUCCAAGAAUUUGUUGCUGAAGGUGGAGGUCUUAUGAUUGGGGGUCAUGCUUGGCAUUGGGCCCAGACCCAGCGUGGCCGCAAUGUGAUGACCGAUUACCCAGGAAAUCACAUUCUUAAUAAGAUGGGAUUGUCUCUCUUGGGCAGCACCUUGAUUAGAGGGAUAUAUAAAGCCCCAGAAAUUGGGCAAAGUUAUAAAGAGGGGUACCAUUUUUGUAACAUGCUGCAUCAGUUUGCUAAACAUGUAUACCUGGGGCAAGAGCUGACUAAUCAUGAACAGAGCUGCUUGAAGCAGCUGGGCAAUGACUGUGCCAGUUACCUUCAAAUGCGAUGUCACAACAGCGCCGCCUAUACUUCAAUGGUAGCGAUUCUUAGUGACAUAGUGAAGAAGUUUGGUUUUCCACAAGUGUCUAGUAACAGCCCUGUUAAAAGUGCCAAAGACCACCUGAUGCUCCACAUUGGGUCUGAGGUAUACAAAGUGUCACCUGAUCCUGAUGCCCUUCUUCCAUACAUCAUCAAGGACAGACCUAAGUUGCCCACUGUGUCUAAAGCAAGAGUUCGGAUCAGUGCCAAAACUGAAGGCUCUGAAGAAUGGAUAAGCACAGGCUUAUAUCUUUCUCCUGGUAUGAAGACGAACAUAGCAGUACCUCCAGAGAUCAUUAGGAAAAAUUGGCAGGUGCAACUUGGUUGCCAAACAGAUAAUAUUGGUGGAGAAAAUGUUCUGAAACGGGCUCCUGUUGUCCAUGAGCGAUUCCCUUUGGAUGCAGAGAUGGUCCAAGUCUCCAAUCUAUGGGGAGGGCUCAUCUACAUAAUAGCACCUCCCCAAAGCAAAGUGGAUGGGGUAGAAUUUGUCGUGCAGGAUGCCGUACAGGCUCCAUACUUUAAGUCUGGAGAGACUAGUGUAGCUGACUGGGUGGACAGGAUCCGUCAGGCACCCGCCCCUUGGGCAGAGCUUGAGUUUGAGAACAUCAUCAUGACAUUACAUUCAGAAUUUAUAAGAAAUCUAGACCGCCCUGAUGAGGUGGCUAAACUUUGGGAUACCAUAAUGAGAAGCAUAGCUGACCUGGCAGCAAAGCCUGGCAAGUUCCCCCGAAAGGAGCGAUUUGUUGCAGAUGUUCAGAUCUCUGGCGGUUUCAUGCAUGCUGGAUAUCCCAUCAUGAUGCAGACUGUCUCUGCCCCAGAACUUGUAAAUGUACAGGAAGCCUAUAAAAAGGGUCUUUGGGGACAAAUUCACGAGCUGGGUCAUAACCAACAGCGUAGCGUUUGGGAGUUCCCUCCACACACCACUGAGUGCACAUGCAACCUGUGGUCACUGUAUGUAAAUGAGGAAGUGCUGGGUUUGAACAGGUCUAAAGCUCAUCCAUAUAUAUCUCCAGAAAAACGCCAGGCUCGUAUCAAAUCAUAUUGCGAUGGUGGUAAGGUUUUAAAAAACUGGAGCGUGUGGACAGCACUCGAGACUUACAUGCAGCUUCAGGAAAAAUUUGGCUGGGAUGCUUUCAAGAAAGUUUUUACUAGCUACGAUGGCAUGAAUGGAGUGCCAGACGACAAUGCAGAGAAGAUGAAUCUGUAUGCUGAGACCUUUUCCAAGGUGGUCAAAAUGAAUCUGUGCCCCUUCUUCAAAGCGUGGGGUUGGCCCAUCCAGCCUCACACACACAAAAAAAUCUCUCAUCUCCCUGAGUGGAGUGACCAUCCUAUGGUCCAGUAUGGAUAA